AUGACAGGAAUCACUAAUGGCAGCAAAUCGUCAGAUUCUGUCUCUCCCAAGCGUUUCAUGGCCGAUGUGAUCAUCAUUCAGGUGCUGGUGGGCAUCUUCUUAUACAUCAACGGCCUCAUGAUCUUCACUUUCUUCAUGAAGGAGGCCUUUCGCACCGAUACUCGCUAUAUCCUUUUUGCCCACAUGCUCUUUGUGGAUUCCUCUGUGAUGGUGGCGACAAACCUGGCUGUGCUGUUUAUGCACUAUGCUGUGGUAAUCCCCUUUGAGGCCUGUAUAGUGCUCAACCUGAUCAUGAUCUGGUUGGAAUUCUGCACACCUCUGACCUUGGUGGCCAUGUGCCUGGAGCGCUAUGUGGCUGUGUGUAAGCCCCUGAGGCAUGCUGCCAUCUCCACGCCGAGGAUUAGAGUGGUAGGCCUGCUCCUCAUUUGGGGGCUGGGCUGUGUACCUGCCCUCGUCAUCCUCCUUUCCUGCGCAGCCUUGGUCUCAGUUAAGCAGCUCACCGUGAGAGUCUUGUGCUCCUUGAAUGCGCUGAUUGUAAUUGAGUGGCAGAGGUACCUCCAAAUUGCUGUAUUCAAGUUCUAUUUCUUGCUUAUGUCCAUGGUCAUUGCCUUCACAUACGUCAAGGUGGCUGCAGCUGCUCGGUCUGCCUCUGGUGAAGACAGCAAGUCGAGUGCCAAAGGCACAAGGACAGUGGCUCUCCAUGCCAUCCAGCUACUCCUUUGCCUCAUACAGCUACUUACACCUUGGUUGGAGAUGGCUGUGUUACAGAUCAGUGUGGUGAUCUACGCCAAAAUCCGCAUUGUCAAUUUUGUUGUCUUCAUGAUAGCUCCACGGUGCCUGAGCCCAUUGAUCUAUGGUUUGAGGGACCAGAAUUUCUUCCAGGCAUUGAAACACUUUGCUAUUUUUGGCCUGAAUAAGAAGAUUCAACCAGGUGCCUCUCGUUUAGUUCCAAAGACUUGGCACUGA
Messenger RNA from Paramormyrops kingsleyae, 966 nucleotides. RefSeq names its product odorant receptor 131-2-like. Gene Ontology annotation, molecular function: G protein-coupled receptor activity; olfactory receptor activity; odorant binding. Gene Ontology annotation, cellular component: membrane. NCBI's taxonomy places the organism in Eukaryota, Metazoa, Chordata, Actinopteri, Osteoglossiformes, Mormyridae. The record is from RefSeq and is a predicted model, not a curated record. Gene Ontology annotation, biological process: G protein-coupled receptor signaling pathway; detection of chemical stimulus involved in sensory perception of smell.